Pygocentrus nattereri (red-bellied piranha) is the source of this 2837-nucleotide messenger RNA. Its product is annotated as protein FAM124A. The record is from RefSeq and is a predicted model, not a curated record. The coding region runs from base 135 to 1820 and encodes 561 amino acids. Lineage: Eukaryota; Metazoa; Chordata; Actinopteri; Characiformes; Serrasalmidae. The transcript has 4 exons.
AGGGUGGGCGGGGAUUACACAGCCCCCUGUACCUGCUUUUUCGGAGAGUGCUGAGAAGCUGUGAUCUGCUCCGAGGACCCAGCAGUGGACACAGUGGACACAGGCAGCCAUGCAGAGUCGACCUGUCCGGUGAGAUGGAGCAGAACCCGGCUGAGGAUGACUGCGCAGACUCCGGAGCGGAGACCGCCGGGUCAGACUACAGCCCCAUGUCAUCUGCAAGCAGUGAUUUGUCCAUGGGGGACCUACAGGACCCCUUCCUUGUGUCCAUCCACAUCAUCGCAGACCCAGGUCAAGCCAGGACACUUCAGCGUGCCGCCGACCAAGUCCUGUCUUGGCUCCACCCGGAGCUCACUCUCUUCAGGGUGUCUGAGCGUGCCGCCGGGCCGCCCAGGAGGUCCAAGCUCCGGCUGGACGCUCCCUCGCCCCAGCCGGCCUUGGCCGUCAUCCUCUUCCUGCAGGAGGACUAUGGCGGCGAGGAGAACCAGGAGCGCCUCCACGGUCAUCUGAGACGACCACCGUGGCGCUACCACCACACUGAGCGAGUGAACGGCCGCGGCCUUUUGCCCCUUUCGUCUGCCAGCCAGGACUUCUUUACUCUGGCCCCCGGCACGCCACUGUGGGCCCUCCGGCAGGUCCACUACGGCAAGGAGAUCGUCCGCUUCACCAUAUACUGUCGGCACGAAACCUACAGUGAGCAGGUGCAGCUAUACAGGCUGCUGAUGCGCCGCAGGCUCGCCCAGAGGAAGGAGGACUUCUGCUUCUGCGUGGUCUUCUCCAACCGCGACACGGAAAUCCAGCUGUCCUUCAAACGGCUGCCGCGGGGACAGAAACCCACCCCCACAGAAUGCGCCAUAAUGGAGAUACGCGUGAGGGACGUGGGGGGGCUUGUACCGCUGCUGCCCCAUCCCUGUACGCCCAUCAGCGACAUACGCUGGCAGACAGAGGACUACGAUGGGAACAGGAUACUGCUGCAGGUUCAGGGCUCCUGGAAGCAGCACAGACACACCAUCGCUCACUUCUCUCGCAUCCCUGCUGACUCUUCUCCCAUCCCCUGCCCUCCCACCUCGGAGCCCCCCCACUGCCCGCCAUCUUACGGCCGAGGCCCCGCCUCCUAUCGGAACCGCCGCCACCGGACCUCGUCCCGCUCGCGCAGUCAGAACGCCUCUUCUCCGUGCGCGCCGCGGGCUUCGCUAACUUCCCUGCCUCUGCUGUGUGAGCAGGAGGAUCUGGAGGGUGUCCAGGACAGCUCGGAAGACGUGAUGCCCAGAUGGAUGGGCCUCCGCUCACGCUCCACCUUCUCCCUACCAACCGAAGGCUUUGGUUCUGGGUGCGUCUCACCUUCUGCACCUCGCCCCCGAAGCUUGUCCUCGCUUGCUGCUCCUGUGUUCCGCAUCAACGUGGAUGCGCUGGUGGGAGCCGAGGAGACGGACGUGGACACCGGCCAGGCGGUGAGCAGCAGCUCUGUGGAUCUGUCAGUGGUUUCGGCGUACUCACACCCACAGAUGCGGGCGCCUUCCAAAGCUUACGUCCUGCAGCCUGUCUCCACCCCCCUACAGGACGGAGGUCCUGGCUUCAUGACGCUGUCUGACGACAAAACCUAUUUGUCCCUAAAACGACAUCCCAUCCCACCCAGAACCAGCAGCAUCUCUUCAAGGAGCAUGAAUUCUUCUGUUCACGAGCCGCUCGCCAAGAAUACAGGCGCGUCGCAGGGCCAGGGCCAUGUAGCGCCGGACGCUGAGCAGCAUCAGAGCAACGGCACAGAAACAACAGAUGUCUGCAGAGACGGCGCAGAGGAGGACGAGCAGGAGUUCUACAUCUGAUGCACAAUCACUGUCGGAGAUGAUGGAGGAGGCGGGACUGAUAAAGUUAGCGUGUCAGAGAUUCAGGAUUCUGUCGACUACAAACCAGUGGAGCAACAACGUCCGCCACCUGGAUUUGAGAAUUCAGGACCCAUUGGGCCUCAUUCACCAACCGUCCUUAGGAAGAACUGUCUUCUUAAAACCCAGUUUGGGUGUGUUUACACUGAGGUUUGGCCUCAUCCUGAUGCUCAACAUGCAUGAAGUGACCAGGUGUAAAUGGGGUUUAUGACACAUCAGUGGUCUUUUUUUAUGCUGCACCCACCGCAAGUCAAAAUUGCUGUUUACAUGUUCUCAUGAUUGCGUAAGUAGGCCCAAGUGAUGUUCCGGGACUGUCUGUCGGUGGUUCAGAAGGCUGCUGGCAAAAUGAAUGUGAAAUGUUUGUUUACCUUGAAAAACAAUUCACUCAUAUGCAUAAAGUUCACAUAUAUCCCAAAAUCUGUUUCUGAGAAAAGGCACUAAUUAAGCUCUGCCUACAAAAAGUACAUUUCUAUGGAUUUUGCAUUUUGUCAAUACCAAAAAUAGUCCUACAAAGUCAUAUAUGUCAUACAUUAUUAUUACUUUUACCUGUGCAGUUUCUGAAAAUAAAGCCACAAUGUGUAAUAUUUCAGAUUUCAGAGUGGAGAACGGCCUCAUCUGGAUAAACAAAUCAGGACUUAAAGGAAACACAGGAACACGGAUGCAGAGCACCAAGAGCUGGCUUAAGUAUUAAUAGCACCACACUGUGGAGAACCUUCAGCCUGCUAAACAUGAGUGAGUGAGUUCUGUAAACCUGGGCUCGUAUUACAGAAACAUCUUAACUCUGAACUGAGCUGUUUGGUCUCCAUGACGACUUCAGUACUGAGUUUAUUUCAGCAUCUAUUCCAGAAUAUCAGCUCCUCCCUUCAUCAUCUCAUCAUUAACUCCAGAUCAGAAAACAGCAUCACACAAACAUCCUGACUAGACUAAACCUCCUAAAUCCUGUCCUAACUUCAGGAUGAA